Molecule: messenger RNA, 345 nt
Organism: Phyllotreta striolata
Lineage: Eukaryota; Metazoa; Arthropoda; Insecta; Coleoptera; Chrysomelidae
Source: the annotation of a GenBank genome assembly
AUGUUAGUGUCAGAGAAAGUUUGGGGAAGCAGAAUAAAGGAAUUUCAUAUAAUUAAUCAUUCACCUGCCAUAGAUGCUAUACUGACAGUAGCUAAAGGGAUAUUGAACAAGAAAUUAUACAAUAGGAUAUUUUUGCAUCACACGUACGACAGUCUCUUGGAAAAAAUUCCUAAAGAUUUAUUGCCCAGCGAUUUCUGCGGCGACCAAAAAUCAAUCAAAGAACUUAUCGACGGUUUCGACGAGUUGCAGAAAUUGAAAGUUGAUGAGAAAUUGCGCCCGGAGCCGCUCAACAACUCCGAAGUCUUGGGAUAUUACGGGAGUUUCAAGAAGCUAGAUGUCGAUUGA